AUGGCUGGUGUAGUUAGUCGUGCAUUGAUUAUUCUAGGUAUUUAUGCUUUACCAGCAAUGUUUUAUUGGAUUUCACAAGCUAGUCUAGCAGCAGUUAUCAUUCAUGCUGUCGGUGAUCUUAUCGCUGGACCACAAACAUUGAAACUUUUUUGGCAAGUAAGUCCAAUAGAAUUUUUCAUCUUUUGGAUUGGAGUUAUUGUAACAAUAUUUUCUUCCAUUGAAAUCGGUAUCUAUACUACAGUCAUUUCUUCUGGUGUUCUUCUACUUUUUCGUAUUGCUAAAGCUCGUGGUCAAUUUGUUGGCCGAGUUCAAAUUGAACAAAUUAAAUUAUCAGUCGAUAAAUAUAUUCGUUUAACAACUCGAAAUAUCUAUGUAUCACUUGAUCAUUCUGAUGGAUCAAAUCCGACAGUUAUUCCUAUAUCAUCUAACAACGGUAUCUUUAUCUAUAGAUUGAAUGAAAGUUUUCUCUAUCCGAAUGCCAAUCACUAUAUGGAACUUAUGAUUGAACAAAUUUUUCGUGAAACUAAACCAGGCAAAACUAAUCUGUAUGAUUCACUUGGUGAACAACCGUGGAAUUUGAAGACAAGUCGACAUCCAGAAAGGGAUCAACAGAAAGAUGAUCGACGUCCAUGUUUACAUGCCUUAAUUUUAGAUUUUAGUGGUGUUGCUCAUUUAGAUAUAACUGGUCUGCAAAAUCUUGUCGAUGUUCGUCGACAAUUAGAUCAUUAUGCAGAUAAAAAAGUCAAUUGGCACUUUGUCGGCUUAUCGCGUCCUUGGUUAAAACGGGCACUCAUUUCUGCUGGAUUCGGUUCAUCUGAACAAGGACAUACAAUUUUUUCUGUAGCAAACCUACAUGACAAUAUCGACGGUGAUGAAAACAAUGCAACUGUUGUACUUGUUCCCAUUCUGGAUAGUAAUCGAUCACUAUUUCAUACUGAUCUUGAUGAAGCAUACGAAGCAGCUAUGGCGAGUUUACCUCAGAAAGACAAAUUUGUCGUUUUUGAUAAUGGCAUGGUAUAA
This is a messenger RNA of Rotaria sp. Silwood2, 1020 nucleotides long. Lineage: Eukaryota; Metazoa; Rotifera; Eurotatoria; Philodinida; Philodinidae. The record is from the annotation of a GenBank genome assembly.